Molecule: messenger RNA, 648 nt
Organism: Caenorhabditis remanei
Lineage: Eukaryota; Metazoa; Nematoda; Chromadorea; Rhabditida; Rhabditidae
Exons: 2
Coding region: 1-648 (215 amino acids)
Molecular function (GO): protein binding
Source: RefSeq, a predicted model, not a curated record
AUGCAACUAUGGUUAAUGGUCGAAAGAGACCAUCACGUUUUGAUUAUCCAUUGGAUGCAAGGCCCGGAGCUGGACCAUCUCAUCGACCAAUUCUUGCUCAAGACUCAGACAUUGAGGAGGUUGCAUUCUACAAGACCACCCCACCAGCAUACAUUUGUUACGUGGACUUCAACUCCAACGCGGACCGCCCGUCACUCCACAAUGCUCAACGCGAUGUUUUUUGGAAGAUUUGAGGAGUCUCGCCGAGACGAGAUCAAAGUGGGCGACGUUGCGGAGAAAUCCCUUCAAAGAUUCCUUGAGCUCACAGUUGGUGUCCAUAAAGUGCUCACUGAUGAGAAUGUCGAAAAGGUGCUGGUCCUCGCCGACUAUUGGGAUGCUCAAAUCGUGAAGAAAAUCUGUGAGGAAUCAAAAACGAUGGGGAUUCCGAAGAAAUUAGGAGGUGCAACUACAGGACAUCCUCAUUACCCAAAGAAUCGACAAUACGACAAAAAUGGAAUUUCGGAUUUGGAGGGUCACAACAGUUACGAUGAGAGAGCUGUAAUUGAAUGUUCCAACGCGUGUGGAUGCUCUUGGAGAUGUCAACUCCAACGAGACCAGCAGAUGACUCUUGGUGUUUCUAUUUGGAUGCGAUACGAGGAUUUGGAAUGA